Messenger RNA from Chanos chanos (milkfish), 2502 nucleotides. Its product is annotated as GTPase IMAP family member 8-like. Gene Ontology annotation, molecular function: GTP binding. The transcript is spliced from 6 exons. Lineage: Eukaryota; Metazoa; Chordata; Actinopteri; Gonorynchiformes; Chanidae. Bases 1 to 2502 code for a protein of 833 amino acids. The record is from RefSeq and is a predicted model, not a curated record.
AUGGGAGCAAGAUGGGCAGGAAAGAGCUCCUCUGCGAACACCAUACUAGGGGAGGAGGGGUUUGAACAUGGCCGAGUAAGAACAAUGCAGUGCGAGGUGAGGCAUGGAGAAGUCAAUGGCCAGAAGUUGAAGAUUGUAGAUUGUCCAGGCUUCAAAGAACUCCUGAGUGAUACUUCAGAGCCUGAUAAACAGCAGAUCAAACUCAGUGUCACCAAGUGUCUUCCCGGACCCCAUGUUGUCCUCUUAGCUGUUCCAGCUGACACAGGUUUCACAGAAGAUCGAAAACAACUUCUGGUGCAACAUAUGAAACUUUUUGGAGACAGAGUCUGGAGAUAUGUCAUAGUCCUCUUCACUUGUGGUGACUACCUGGAUGAGGGUACUUCUAUCGAAGAUCAUAUUAAGAAUGAAGGGAAAGCUCUUACAGAUGUGCUGGGGAAAUGUGAAAACAGGUAUCAUGUUUUUGACAACAGGAAGAAAAGCAUAACCAAUCAAGUCCCUGAGCUGUUACAAAAGAUUGGACAGCUGGUGGAGGACAAUCAUGCACAAUACUAUGAAGUGGAUAGAACUAUUGUUCAGAGGAUCGAAGAGAAACGGAGUCUGAUGAAAGAGAAUGCCGCGAGGAGAAAAUUAGAAUAUGAGAAACAAAGAGAACAGUCAAGGAAAGCCUUAAACAUUGAUAGCCCAAUCCCAGAAGUUAGGAUCGUUCUCCUUGGAAACAAGAAUGCUGGAAAAACCUCUACAAUGAACACUAUCCUAGGCAUGGAAGACCUUGAGACUGGCAGGACAACCAAUUCUGUCGUGACACAUGGUCAUGUGGGUCAAACCGCCGUAACAAUUGUUGAUACACCUGGGUGGAGGAAGAGCUUCACAGUAGUCGACACCACAGAGAGGAUCAAACAAGAACUCAUGCGUAGCCCAUUCCUGUGCUCACCUGGGCCACACGUUUUCUUACUGGUAAUUGAUAUAGACGCAUCUUUCACUGAGAAACAUGUCUCAGCAGCACAGAGUCAUCUGGAGCUUCUUGGAAAUAUCUGGAAACACAUAAUAGUUGUGUUUUCUGGAGGUGACUGGCUAGGGGUAAAGACGAUAGAGGAACACAUUGAGGGGGAAGGGAAAGCCCUCCAGUCCCUAGUGAACAAAUGUAACAACAGGUACCAUGUCUUUGACAACAGAAACACAGAAAAUGACAGACAAGUCACAGAGCUCCUUCAGAAAAUCAAAGAGAUGGUGGCAGUUAAUGCUGGAGAACCUUUCCAUCCUGAUAAAAAGAUUUCUAAAAUGCUACAGCAGAAAAGGGCGGAAGCAGAAAAAUUUGCCGCGAGGAUACAGACCACUGUGAAGGCACAGACACAGGAACUGAAAAAAGAGUCAAUGAAACUUUCAGAAAUUAGAAUUAUUUUACUGGGGCAGAAGACAGUCGGUAAAAGUGCAGCGGGAAACACAAUUCUUGAGAAAGAAGUGUUUUCCCAUAAUAAUGACCAACAGUGUGUGACUGGGGAAGGUGAGGUGGCUGGCAGAAAGAUAACAGUAGUAGAUACACCAGGGUGGGAAAACACCCUUGACUGGGAUCAAAAAAUUGUCAAAGGUGUGUCCCUUUGCCCUCCUGGACCACAUGCUUUUCUACUAGUGGUACCCCUGGACUUGGCUCUCUCAUUUGAAAGUAAACGUUCUCUUGAAGACUGCAUGUCCUUUUUUGGUGAGGAAGUCUGGAGACACACUAUUGUUCUCUUCACAUUUGGGGACAGACUGGAAGACCAGACAAUUGAGGAGCACAUUCAGAGAGAGCACCCUGUUCUGACAGAGCUUGUGGAAAGAUGUGGACACAGAUACCAUGUUCUCAACAACAAGAAUAUCGGUCAAAACACUCAGGUCUUGCAGCUUUUGGAGAAGAUUGAGCAGAUGGUUGCUGCAAAUCAAGGCCAGUACUUUCAUCCUGACAUGGCUAUGAUUAAUAAAAGAGUGCAAGAGAAAUACGAGAAAAGAGAUUUAAACAAGUUCCUCCUGGAGAAGUGUAAUAGAAGGGAACUGGAACUGAAGGAUGAAUUCAGGCGAUUCUUGUGUGAUCUCUUGGAUUCUGAUCAAUCUGAUACCUUCAAGUUAAAGACAAAACAGGACAGAAAGUUGCCUGGUGAGAAAGAGCUUGUACAGAAGAUCAAACCUCUAAGCCUUCUACCACGAAGCAAGGAGAGUAAAAAGAACGAGGAGAUACAGAGGAAAAUUGAAGAUAAAAUAAAGCGGUUGGAUGAAGAGAUAAAAUUUAGGGGGAGCGCUUUACUCAUACCUCCAAGCAUAAGCGAUGGCCACCCAGCUCCAUCCACUGUCUCAUCCUCAAGGCGUGACUGGAACAACAUCAAACCAAAGACUAAGUUUGGGGAAGUCCUUAAAUGGCUGUCCAAACAGGAGUGCAACAAAGAUCAUCCAACAGUGUCAUCUGAGACCUCUGAUUACAAGACGCUGUCAUCAGUAUCGUUGUUUGCACAGUCUGAAGCUGGGAAGACUUAG